This is a messenger RNA of Manduca sexta (tobacco hornworm), 4635 nucleotides long. Its product is annotated as MOXD1 homolog 1. Bases 225 to 2435 code for a protein of 736 amino acids. The transcript is spliced from 13 exons. Lineage: Eukaryota; Metazoa; Arthropoda; Insecta; Lepidoptera; Sphingidae. Gene Ontology annotation, molecular function: dopamine beta-monooxygenase activity; copper ion binding. Gene Ontology annotation, cellular component: secretory granule membrane. The record is from RefSeq and is a predicted model, not a curated record. Gene Ontology annotation, biological process: norepinephrine biosynthetic process; dopamine catabolic process; octopamine biosynthetic process.
UUUGCACCGGCAGUUGAAGCAGGAAGUGUACUGCGCAUGUGCCGUCCGACAGAUUGUCAAACGAGCGAACGUAAAUAAACAAGUGAAUAUUUUGUGCCAAAUAAAGUAUUUUAUUUCUACGUAUUUUGUAUACUUUUUAUUGGGAUUGUGACUGAUAUUUUCGGGUGAUAUAGUGCAACGAAUUUGCGAAUCUUUCAUAAGUAAUGAGCGAGCAAUAAAACGAAAUGCAUUUACAAAUAGCUUUAAUGUUAAGCAUCUUUUUACUCUGCGAUGCGAAACUGCCAAGAUUUAAGCAACAUACUAUAUCAAAUGGGUUAACGAAUCCCAAACAAAACACGCAAGCGAUGCGACUACUGCAAGUAGAGGCGAAGAACGAGAAAACUAGUGCAAUCGUCGGUGAAUACAAAACGAGACAUCGGAGAGAUGUGUUCGAUUCGAAGUCUUAUGAAUCGAGUUUGACGUGGGCUCACUCGGAGAGAUUAGACGACAACGGCGAUGUUUUAUUACGCUGGGUGAAUUCGGAUUCGAGUAUAACGUUCAGGUUGGAAGCGAGAACUCGUGGUUACGUCGCGCUGGGCUUCAACUCUGCGAGAAACGUGAGAGGAGCUGAUUUGGUCGUCGCCUGGGUAGACGACAGGAAUGGCAACGCGCAAAUUUUGGAUUGUCACGGACCUGAUUACCAAGACCUGCCGGUUGCAGACGACGUGCAGAACUACGAGCUGAUCUCUGGUUAUCAAAAUGAUACUCACACUACAAUUGAGUUCAGAAGGCAGCUGGACACGUGUGAUAAACAAGACUUUGUUAUUGGCGAGGACACAACACAAAUCCUGUGGGCUCUAGGUCCCGAUGGGUCGGAUGGUGAUCUUCCUAAGCAGGUGAAGAGUAGUAACAGACCGCUGCGGUUGUUACUGCCUGUUUCAAAACCUGACUCCAUACCUUUGAGGCAUUGGGAUGUACGAUUUAAUAAUCUCACAAUCCCCCACGACAUGGCAACACUGUUCUGGUGUAAGGUCUUCAAGGCCCCCGACCUGGCUAAAAAGCAUCAUAUAGUAGGUUAUCAACCUAUCAUAGACAGCAGACCCAUCAGAGAUGGGAAACCUGUUGUGGAGAAGGACAGCUUGUCGCCGGUCCAUCAUAUGGUGCUGUACGAAUGUGCUGAGGACGAGGACAAGCAUCUGUGGAAUAACUGGGCGGAUACUGAGGGAUACUACGGCCCCACCAGGCCGAGUGGUUGGGCGACAUGUGCGAGGCCUAUUGCCGCGUGGGCUAUAGGUUCAAAAGGUGAAUUCCUGCCGGAGAAUGUGGGCAUACCGCUGGGUGAGAAAGGCGGCGUCUCGUACUACAUGCUGGAGAUUCAUUACGACAACCAAGCGUUACACGAGGUGCUGGACAGCUCCGGCAUCCGCGUGCACUACACGCCGGCCCUGCGCGCGCACGACGCGGCGCUGCUCGGCGCCGGCGUCGGCGUCUCCGCGCUGCACGUCAUACCGCCCAAGCAGCGCCGCUACAGGACCGUCGGCAUCUGCAGCCCCGAGUGUACUAAUAACACUAUGCCGGAAGAAGGUAUCAACAUUGUGUCAGUUUUACUUCACGCUCACGGCACGGCCAGAAAGAUUUCAUUGAAACACGUCAGAGGCACCCAAGAAUUACCGAGAAUUUCGCAGGAGAACUCAUACGACGCGCGCUACCAACAGUCGCGCAUCGUGCCCGGCGGCAGGAAGUUCCUGAGGGGCGACACGCUCAUCACCGAGUGUACGUACGACAGUACAUCGCGAGACAAACCUAUACUUGGAGGAUAUUCUGCACAACAGGAAAUGUGCCUCAGCUUCAUACUGUACUACCCGCGCACGGAGCUGGCCGGCUGCUACUCCAUGACGCCCGUCAAGGAGUUCUUCGAGACCUUCGGCGUGAAGGAGUUCUCCAAAUUGAGUUUCAUGCAAGUGGAGAAUAUAUUUUUAUCAUCAGGAAAUUUCGAAAACUUACCGCCUCAACCAGAUUUCACAAUGAAAAACGAAAGAGACAGAAGGUACAUCGAAGAUGGCGCUGUGCAGGGCGACGAUCAGGGCGUUAGCUUACUGAAGGAUCUGAUAAUUUGGGAGCCAUUGGAGUUCCGCAACAAGUCGUUCAUGGCGCAUCUGAACGAGAUGCCGUGGGCGGAGCAUUUGUUGACGGAACAGAUCGAGAAAUCACUGUACAAGGGCAUGCACAUGACCUUCUGCAAGAAACGAGACGAUAGUUGGGGCGUGCCGAUACAAAUACAAAACUAUCCAAACUUCACCGAAGUGAUGGACAACGACACAUCAGAGAAAUCGUGCCACUACAAAAGCGUUAACUUACCCUCAUCUGUAACGAAGUCGACUACAGGUCUCGGCUCAACGAAAACCAUCAGUUCCCUCCUUCUGGCUGCAUGCGCAAUAAUCAUGAUCGCACGGUAAUGAUAAAAUUUAAAAAAAAAGUUAAACCGGAACCAAUGAUUUUCUGUUGUUUUUAUAUUUUUCGUUUUAUAUACUUUGUUUUUUUUUUUUUGGAAAAACGGUCUGGAUGUCUGAAUGAUAUAGUAUUAUUUUGCCAAAUUGUCAUCACUUCGCAACUGUUUGUUGCGUUGCAAAUGCUACUAUGGUGUUAUGCCAAAGUCGUUUAACGAUUUCGUAUGCGUUUUUAAAUGAAUUUUGUGCAAAUACCGCGUCACAAUAGCGAUUCUUAUGAAUUUUCGGACAAAGCUGUUCUCUAUGUAAGUUUAAAUCUUCAAUUAUUAUAAGUUUAUGUAAAUAUUACAUUAUUUCUGUAUAAUUAAGUUAUACCUGUUAUUUUUAUUUAUGAACAAUUUAAUACAUGUGUUGUGACGUCAUCGUGCAUAUUGGUAACACUGCCAUCUAGUGACGCUUGCAGUAACUAGUAACAAAACUUCAUUUAGAAACGCAGUACUAGUAGUUAGCCGUGUAGAUUUUUUCCCAAUAAGCGAGUGAAUGGUUUUGUGAUUUAUGUACUUAUGAGUAUUUGCUCAUGGUUGCGAUUACGGCAAGAAACUACCAAACUGUUGGUAUAUACCUGGUUUUUUACAAUUGGAUAGAAUUCCGUCAGGACUGAUUUUUAUAUUCCAUUUUUCAUUCUAAUUUCCAUGUUACAUAACGGUGUGAUGUUUAAAUGUAACCUCGUUGUAAUAGGAAUGCAAUACAAUAUGAAUAAGUAUUUGUUAGUUGUUGGGCGGUGUUUGUGUGUAAAUAAUUUAGGAUAAUCCCAAUAGAGGGCGUUGUACGGUAUUUAUUGGUUUUAAACGUCAAUUUAGCGACAUCUAGUGACAAACUCUUUAACUACUUCUUUCAACAAAAAUCGUCCAACAACUAAACCAGAGUUUCAAUGCAAGACGUUUCCUCUCUAUAUUAUUUUAUAUUUUCGUGGACUUUAUGUAUUGUCGGUUUGUAGUUGUCAACUAUUUUGGUAUAUUGCGGAUAUAGUUUUUUUUUCACCCAUUUGUCAGCUUUAAAAAAACAUUUUCAUUCUGAUACAAUAAAUAAAAAUGUUUAUAAAUCGAAUUGAAAUAUACAUAAUUUUGAGGAAAAUGAACCCAAUCCGCAUUGUUUUAGGGACAACUAACCAAUACAUUUCUUCAAGUAUAUUAUGAAAGAAUGCAUGCUCAUUUAAUCUGAAAUCGAACAAAAAUAAAUUAUUUAAGUUCUAAUGCCCUUAGUCCGAAAACUUAUACAAUACGGUGCCUUGUGCCUGCCUUCUAAUUUGAUACGUACUUUACAUGCGUUUUUAUAGUAGAACGUUCACUUAGGGCUGUGCAUAGUUAGCAAUAAUUUAGCAGAUGUAUCUAUAACUAAAAUAAUGUAAAAAUGAAAACUUCUUUUGCUCUUAAAAUAAUGUAUCACCUUUUUUAUGCGGGAACGGCAGUGACCCAACUGCACCUGAUGAUAAGUGGGGUCCAAUAGUAUGUCGACUGACAAGAGAUGAUUACCCCUCGACAGUCGACACAAUCAUGCCGGCCUGUUCGAACCGUAUAUACAGGUUGAUCCCCGAACGUGACACUUACGUGGGUUACUAUGGCGGGUUUCAACUCCUAGUGUACGGUGGUCGCUAUCCUGGCGGAUGUAAAAUAUAUCCUACCACCAUCACUGUUGUCGCAAAGAUGACAAUUAAAACAUAUAUUUUUAUACUGCAAUGAUUGUUCAAGAUUUAUUUUCGAAUUUGUAUAUAGCAUCAUUUUUAUAAUUGACAGUGUAGACGAAAAUAAUUUCUAAUAUCAAGAUACCGUGGGUAGUUCUUGUCAAUUUUGUACAGAUAUGUAUGUCAAUAAAAUAAAAUUGAUAUUUAAUCGUAACAGGUAGUGAUUAUAAGAACCAAGAAGCAAUAAAAUAAAUAGUAAUUAAAUAUUUUUCCUUGUGAGUAAACAAUUAUUGAUUAUUCACCAUAUAAUUAUUUUAAUAGAUUAAAACACGAAUAAUUAUCGGUUAUAGAAACAUGUGCUAAACUUAUUCCAUGAAAAUUGUCGAGUCAUUGUGUAGAGUGAUCAAUGGAAUUUUGCUAUUAUUUUUAAUUUAUAAUCUAUUUCCUGAGGGUUUAGCUGUAAGAAUACGCUUAGUAAUUAAGUUUUAUUUAUUUAAAAAGUCAAUAUAAUGUGUUUUAUUAAUUUCA